This is a messenger RNA of Meira miltonrushii, 1159 nucleotides long. Its product is annotated as NAD(P)-binding protein. The coding region runs from base 23 to 1006 and encodes 327 amino acids. The transcript is spliced from 2 exons. The record is from RefSeq and is a predicted model, not a curated record. Lineage: Eukaryota; Fungi; Basidiomycota; Exobasidiomycetes; Exobasidiales; Brachybasidiaceae.
GCUCACCAUCAACUCAAUAAUCAUGUGGUAUUCUUCAACUCAAAAAUCAAAUGAGUCGGUACCUGAACUGAGUUCAUCCAGAGCGGUUGUAUCUGGGGGUUCGCAAGGGAUAGGAGCUGGUAUCGCAUUGCGAUUCGCAUUAGCGGGUGCAUCCGUUUGGGUGGUCGGAAGAUCGGAAGAACGUGGUGCAGAAGUGGUGAAGAAAUUACAACAAGCUGCAUUAGAAGGUGCAAGACGAAGAUCAAUAAAUACAAAAGAGGCUGAAGAAAUAUCCAAAACUGGUGGAACGACAAAUAAAGAUUUCACAUUCUUCAAAGCGGAUCUAAGUGAUGUUCAAGAGAUCAAUCGUGUUGCAGCAGAAAUUGCAAAAAGAGCUGGAAAGGGAGGUGUAGACUGGCUGUUUGAAAGUCAGGGUGGUCCUCCUACAGGAAAUUCACCAGAUACACCAGCAGGAAUUGAUUCAGCUUUUGCCGUUCAAUGUCUCUCGAGGUAUGGGUUGGCAAAAGGUCUUUUGACAUCGGGUACGAUCAAGCAAGGUGUAUGCUUUAUUGCGGUUCCAGGUCAAGGCGGCAAAAAGCCAAUUGAGUUGGACGAUAUCGAAUUGAAGAGCAAAAGGAGCAAGUGGGGUCUGAACAUACCAAGAAGCGGAGCAAGAGAUUCGGCUGUUCUUGAUGCAGUCACCCUAUCAUUUGCCCAACAGUAUCCCAAUCUCACAUUCAGCCACAUCUUCCCUGGUCUAAUAGGAACCAAUGCAGCUGCAAAUCAAGGUUUCCCUUUCCCCAUCCCUCAAGCAUAUAAAGCAGCAGGCCUCUUUUUACCUUCCGCUGAACAGUUUGCUGAACUUCCUUUCUAUCUACAUGCAAAUCCUGAGGGUAAACGUUAUUUACGUAGCGGAGAGGCAAACUUGUUCUGGCCAUGGCUAUCGAGAAUGUCCAUCUCUCCCAAUGUGGAGGAUCAAGCGCAUCGAUCUGCCAUCAUUGCCAGGCUUGAUAAGUAUGGAUUUUAAAUUGUAUUUAAAGUGAACUCUAAGCAGAAAAUAUACUAAUCUAUUGACAAAAGGACAGGUUAUUGUUCAAUUGACGUUAUCUCUCAUGUAGAUGAAAGAUGAAAGGGUGAAAUUUUUACAAAAACUGUGAGAUACAUUAUACAGCUCAAGGGA